Molecule: messenger RNA, 1212 nt
Organism: Dermatophagoides farinae (American house dust mite)
Lineage: Eukaryota; Metazoa; Arthropoda; Arachnida; Sarcoptiformes; Pyroglyphidae
Gene: prel
Product: preli-like
Cellular component (GO): mitochondrial intermembrane space
Source: RefSeq, a predicted model, not a curated record
CUUUGGUGUCUGUCUGUGUUUGUGAUGCAUGCUUGAUAGUUAUCCAUUAUCCAUGAAUGGAAUUCUAGUGAGACAACCUUGUGUUUAUUGUUUUGUUAUUUUCGUUUUCAUUGGUUUUUGUUUAUUAACUUGGACAAAAUCUACACACAUUAUAUUAUUAUCGAAAGUGUAUGUGUCUUGUACGAUUUUGAAGGAUUUUUAUUCGAAAAUUUUUCAUUUAUAUUUUUUUUACAAAUGCACCCAUAAACAUAUUAGUAUUCCAAAAGUCACGUAAACACAGACACAGACGAGUUUUGUAUUACGUUUUUCCCAAAAAUUCAAAUGUGAAUGGAAAUAAACACGAUAUAUUGUAUUUAAAAUAAUGACCUAUUUUCAUCAUAUGCAAACAUUCAAUUAUGGUUGGGAACAAGUGGCUAUUGCAUUCUGGAAUCGUUAUCCAAAUCCUUAUAGUAAACAUGUACUAACUGAAGAUGUCAUACAUCGUCGUGUCAUCCGUGAUGGCCGUUUAUUCACUAAACGUCUUUUGAUGAAAACAAAUUCCGCACCCAAAUGGACCGAACGUUUUUUACCUGCUAAACAUGUGUUCAUUAUUGAAGAAUCGAUUAUUGAUUCAAAGACAAAAACAUUGACAACAUACACUCGUAAUAUUGGCCUACAACAUUUGUUGACAUUAGAAGAAAAAGUCGUUUAUAAAACGGACCAUGAACAUCAACAACAAACCAUUUGUGAACGACAAGCAUGGAUUAAUUCGGCAUUCUAUGGCCUUUCAUCGGCAAUUCAACGUCUUGGCCUUGAACGAUAUAAACAGAAUAUCAAAAAAGCCUACAAAGGAUUCAAUCUAACAUUGGAAUCAAUAUUCGAUUCUGCCGUUCGUAAUAGACCAAUAUCUGAUUGUAAUAGCAAUUCACAAUUAUCAAUUCCUACAAUCAAUCCAAUAUUCAAAGAACGUUUACGACAAAGUGCAACAAAAGCCAGUGAAUUUGCUAAAUCAAAUAUACCGACAGUUAUUGCUGCCACUGAUAGUGGUGAUCACGAUUAAUUCGAAUUUUUUGUCUUUUUGCCUACAAAUUUUGGGCUUCAUUCUUUCAUUUGUUACAAAUAAUUUUUUUUCACUUUUUUCUUGAUUUUCUAUUCAUCAUUUUACAUUGUAUGUGAAACUUCUACAAAAUUCUAUUACAAUUAAAAAAAACAAUGAGAAAACUUUUGUAUUGA